Messenger RNA from Wallemia mellicola CBS 633.66, 1368 nucleotides. RefSeq lists its product as hypothetical. The record is from RefSeq and is a predicted model, not a curated record. Bases 1 to 1368 code for a protein of 455 amino acids. The transcript has 2 exons. Lineage: Eukaryota; Fungi; Basidiomycota; Wallemiomycetes; Wallemiales; Wallemiaceae.
AUGAAAGGAUUUUUAGAUCUUCCGAAUGAGGUACUCAGUCAGAUAAUAGACAACUAUCUGGAUUUAAAUGAUAUUUAUUUACUUAGAAUCUGUAACAAACGUCUCCUAGAGUUGUCUAGAAGCAUUGUCCUCAAUAGCAUACAAAUGAGAUUGUUUGGAUUGACUGCAGGUGUACACACGACUAAAGUAAUAGAGAGUGGCCUCUUCAGUUCGAGAAAUUGCCAAUCCGUACACUCGUUAUCGCUGAUUAUUGGUCCGCCAAACAACGAAGAAGAAGAAGCGGUUGCUAAGGAAAUGGAGAAUUCAAUGGAUUUUGCGGAUGAAAGCGAGAUUUCCGAGUUGAUAGUCAGAUUGCAGAGGGUACAAAAUGUCAGGCUUCACUUAUCUAACACACCGCAAUGGAAAGAAACUGAAAAGGAAGCAUUUCAACGUUUGCUCUAUUCUCUGGCUACACUUAGAAGGUUGAAAGAUCUGACGAUAUUAUCCCCUGGGGGGUUAUGGGAAGCGAUGAUAUUACCACCUAUACAGACACUCGAAUCUCUCACUAUCAGAGGCGAUAUUCCUAACAAAGCAAUACUCGGAUCCUGCGUCGAAAACAGUCGGGCUUUACGUCAACUUAGAUUGCCUAACGAUGAUCGCGAGACAUCAGAAGCUCUUGAAGGGUUAUCAUCGAACACACUACCAGCACUCGAAUUUUAUGAAGGUAGAUCUGAUGAUAUUGUCGAACUGACGAACGAAAAUGUUGCACCAAAUCUCAAGAGACUUCGCUACAUUCCUCACAAAGAGGGUGACAGUAGUUUAGAAGAAGUACAGUCCACUUUGAGCGUUUUGGAAGGUCGCCCAUUAAGCUCAUUCGCCUACGAGACACUCUUUACUAUGCAAUUCAACGAAGUCGUUAAUUCGCUCACGCCAUUCAAAGAAACAUUGACAUCUUUGGCUAUCGGAAACACCAAUGCGUUAGCACCGCCUGAAUUGACAUUGGAAGAGAGAUUGAUUGGUGAAAUCAGAUUCAGUUCAGCCUUUGUUGACAAUUUGCCUAGGUUGACAACUGUAUGCUUAACUUAUGCUACUGCUGAGGGUAUGCCACAUCUCCCUUCGGGUAACUCAGGUACCACUACCCUUCCAGAUGGCAGUAUAGCAACAUAUUUCGAUAGAGUAGCCGCCUUGUGGUUCAAGCAACUUCCUACACUUUGCGGUGUCGGUAUGAUCUUCCUCGAUGGUACACCAUCUAAAGCUUGGUAUGCUACCGUCUUUGGUAUCGAUCAAAAGGGAGAGAGUUUAGAUGUAGAUGAUAGCUGGAGACGUUAUCAACCCUUCCCUGAGGAGCUUGCUCUUCCGGCCAUCCAGAGCUGGAUCGAAGAACUGUAA